AUGGAGCUGGGAUCUUCUGUGGCGGCCGUGAGGAGCACUAGAGUAUUUCUGGGAGACCAACAAGUCGGACCGGCCGUCAUUCUCAUACGGGAUGGGAAAAUCCACCAAUUGAUAACAGGCGGGGAUGUUCCCAAGGAUGUGGAGGUGUUGGACGCAGGCGAUAGCGUAGUGAUGCCAGGAAUCGUGGACUGUCACGUCCAUGUCAAUGAGCCGGGACGCACCACCUGGGAAGGGUUCUGGACGGCCACUAGGGCGGCGGCAGCGGGAGGCGUCACUACCAUUGUUGACAUGCCGUUAAAUAGUAUCCCUCCGACCACCACGGUUGCUAAUUUCCAAGAAAAGCUACGGGAAGCUACAGGGAAAUGCUUCGUGGACACCGCCUUCUGGGGGGGUGUUAUUCCUGGUAAUCAGUUGGAGCUUCAGCCACUAAUCCAAGCCGGGGUUGCCGGCUUCAAGUGUUUCCUGAUCCACAGUGGUGUAGACGAGUUCCCCCACGUUAACCAAGGAGAUCUGCAAACUGCCAUGGAGCAGCUGAGAGGAACAGGAAGUGUCCUAUUGUUUCACGCCGAGAAGGAAAAUCCCAGUCAGCAAGUAAAACUUGUGCCCACAUCAGACCCGCAGCAGUACAACACCUUCCUGCAGUCUAGACCCGACAUCAUGGAAGUGGAGGCCAUCCGCAGCGUGAUAGAACUCUGCACCGAGUACCAGGUGCGGUGCCACAUAGUCCACUUGUCUUCGGCUCAGUCACUGCCGCUCAUCCAGGAGGCCAAGAAGGGCGGUGCCCCCCUGACGGUGGAGACCACACACCACUACCUGAGUCUGAGUGCGGAGAACGUACCAGCUGGGGCCACGCAGUUUAAGUGUUGCCCGCCGAUUAAAACGGCUCACAACCAGGAUCAAUUGUGGGCGGCACUGAAGGCAGGCUACAUUGACAUGGUGGUAUCAGACCACUCCCCCUGCACGCCGGAUCUGAAGAAACUGGACUCUGGGGACUUCACUCAAGCCUGGGGAGAGAUUUCUUCUCUGCAGUUUGGCUUGCCUCUGUUCUGGAGUUUGGCUAGUAGGAAAGACUUUCAGCUGGGGGACGCUGUGCGUCUUUUGUGCCAGAAUACGGCACAGCUGUGUGGUCUGAGCCAGCAGAAAGGGAGCUUGACACCGGGAUACGACGCUGACCUGGUCAUAUGGGACCCUGAAAGACAAUUUGAGGUCGUUAAGUACUUAAUUUUUUAA
Molecule: messenger RNA, 1230 nt
Organism: Nerophis lumbriciformis (worm pipefish)
Lineage: Eukaryota; Metazoa; Chordata; Actinopteri; Syngnathiformes; Syngnathidae
Source: RefSeq, a predicted model, not a curated record